Messenger RNA from Saccostrea cuccullata (small rock oyster), 657 nucleotides. RefSeq lists its product as uncharacterized. The record is from RefSeq and is a predicted model, not a curated record. Lineage: Eukaryota; Metazoa; Mollusca; Bivalvia; Ostreida; Ostreidae. The transcript is spliced from 4 exons. Bases 19 to 657 code for a protein of 212 amino acids.
GUUAACACAGCAAGAAAAAUGUCAAUCAGAAGAAAGAUUUUUUGUUUCGGUGUAGUGGAUGCUCUUUUGGCCAGUAUUUCCACUUAUAAACUUGCGGAUUACAUAUACUGUCGUGAACCCGAUCCAUCAUUCUUGGAGACAAUUCUUCAAACUCUUGGUUUGCAAAAAGUCCCCGAACCUGUGUGUCCAACGUCCUAUGGAGUCCUACUGGUUGUUGUCGGAUGGAUUGUCCUGCAGAUAAUUGUUGUAGUUUUCUACAGAAAGAAGAGUGUUGUGAAGGACACAAUGGCCCAGAGUGUACAAAAUUUCAUAUCUGAUACAAGUGAUGUACCCGUAGCAUCGCCAAUUUUGCCCAUUGAUACCAUUGGUGCUCAUGAAAAUGUCAAGGCCAUUGUUUCAGAGGUCAAUGAAGUUACAUCUGUAGACAUUGGCAAUGUGGAUGAAAAUGUGAUCGAAAGGUCAAGUAUUUCAGAGGGUACAGUUUUCUUCAGUGAAGUUGCAUCGGUAGACAUUGGCAAUGUGGAAAUAAAAGCAAUCGAAAGUGUUUCAGAGGGAAAAAUUUUCUUCAAUGAAAUUGAAUCUGUAGAUAUUGGCAGUGUGGAGAAAAAUGCAAUCGAAAGAAUAAGUGUUUCAGAGGGAAUGAUUUUUUUCGAAUGA